GGCAUGUCGAACAAAGACCUAGGCUGCUCCAUGAUCUCAGCCCGAUCCUUAAACCUCUCCUUUGUUUUUCAGCCUGGUAGUAUUUUGUCGCCUGUUUUCUCCGGUCGGGUCGACAUCACCCUUUGAGUGAUUCAACCUCUCGGACAUUUUGUAACCAACAGGAGAAUAUCCCAUAAACAUGAUUCCACUCAACAAUCCAAUAACCGAAUUCCCCGAUGAUCUUGAGACUGAGGUGCAGGAGCUCUACGAUUCCCACAAAGAGCUUGAAGAUGUUGUCGACGUUGAUCUCUUGAUAAGAGGAGCGCGAGUGGCUCAGAUGGGGAAUAACCAUCUAGUCCGCCAUCUCACUGCUGCCGAGAAACAGGCAAUUAAAAUAGAGAAUCGAUCUGGUUUUCUCGACCAAACUAAGGACUUGAAGGUUACUAUCUUGACAACUGCAUGCGCCGCUAUCACUCAAGGUUGGCAGCAAUCAACUAUAAACGCCAGUUCUCCUGGCUGGCAGGCGGAACUGAAUGAUGGAAUCGGCGAUUGGAAGCAGCAUAAAGUCCUAGCCGGACUUAUCGACGCAUCCCCUUGGCUAUCAGGAAGUAUAAUUGGAACAUGGCUGAGCGAUCCCUUACAAGAGGGGAGAUUUGGUCGAAGGCCUGCUCUUUUCAUAUCGGCAGUGUUCUGUGCUGCAUGCGUUAUCGGUACUGCUCGCUGCGAAACAUGGCAACAACUGCUAGUUUGUAGAAUCUUGCUUGGGAUUGGAAUUGGAGCCAAAGCAUCCGUUGCUCCGAUCUUUGCCGCAGAAGCAGCAGCAGAUCAUAUUCGCGGGCGGCUGCUCAUGAUGUGGCAGCUAUUCGAUACAUUCGGGGUGUUCAUAGGCUUUGCGGCUGUCUGGAUUGUGGAUCGGCAAUGGAGAAUCCUGUUGGGAACUUCUGCCAUGCCAGCCAUUAUCCUGUUGUUCCUCGUCUUCCUCUGCCCCGAGUCACCGCGAUUUCUGAUCCGGAGAGACGAUUAUAAGGCUGCUUUUUUAAGUCUCCGUCAAUUGAAAGGCACCGAUAUCCAAGCGGCGAGGGAUCUAUACUACAUCCAUCGUCAGCUGCAGGCUGAGGCAGAAAUGUUACGAUCAAAAAAAGGCUUGCAAAAUGGAGCCUCUGAUCGGGCCAAUUACAAAUACCCAUAUCAACAAUAUGUGCGGAAUAUGUCUUUCCCAAGACGGGUAUGGUCGCUCUGGAGUAUCCCUCGAAAUCGCAGGGCCUGCAUGGCAGCAUUCGUGGUGAUGGCAUCGCAACAGCUUUGUGGGAUCAAUGUUCUUUCAUUCUACUCUACAACUCUAUUCGAUCAUGUCAGCAGUCCCAACGGCGAGACUAACUCGCUUCACUCGGCGUCAGUCGCAUGGCUAAACUUCGGCUUCGGACUGGCUAAUUUCUUAUUCACCAUCCCGGCUUAUCGAUACAUUGAUUAUAAAGGUCGAAGAAUGCUUCUUCUAUGUUCUCUAGCGGGCAUGUGUGCUACCCUGGCCUGCAUCAGCGGGUUUUUUCGUCUUUCGGAUGAUACAGCUCGCAUCGGCACAGUCUCGUCUUUCUCAAUUGUGCUUUUUACGUUUGUAUAUGGGAUUGGUGCGGGACCCGUACCUUUUACGUUCAGUGCAGAGGUCUUUCCCCUGGCCUUCCGCGAGGUCGGGAUGAGCUUUAGUGUAAUGGUCAACUUCCUUGGUCUGGGCCUUUUGGUCAUGUUCGUUCCAAAAUUGACCGAGGCGUUUGGCUCAAAUGGCAACUCGAAUUUGCUUUUUCUUUUUACAGGAUUAAAUGCCCUCGCAUUUGCCUUGGUGUUCUUCCUGGUACCUAGUGGCACCGAGUGUAUCAGUUUAGAGGAAACGAAUCGCAUCUUUGAAACAAAAACAAUGAAUCAUAUCAAAGGACAUUUGUCCGUCCUACGGAUUAACAGGCCUCCGCGAGAGCAAACGCAUGCGAUGGAAGGUGUGGAAGCGGCGGAGGUGUAAAGAAUCAGCUUCCAGGGAAACACAGGCGAUAUAAUAACUACACAAGUAAUACCGUGUUUGAGAGGAUUGCGGUUGGCUGUCCAGGAAGGUUUUCUUUUUCUUUUCUUUUUUUAAGAGAUGAGUCAUAGUCAAUUCCCAUAAGACCUUCUCUG
Aspergillus steynii IBT 23096 is the source of this 2139-nucleotide messenger RNA. RefSeq names its product MFS transporter. Gene Ontology annotation, biological process: transmembrane transport. Gene Ontology annotation, molecular function: myo-inositol:proton symporter activity. The transcript is spliced from 13 exons. Gene Ontology annotation, cellular component: membrane. The record is from RefSeq and is a predicted model, not a curated record. Bases 179 to 1987 code for a protein of 602 amino acids. Lineage: Eukaryota; Fungi; Ascomycota; Eurotiomycetes; Eurotiales; Aspergillaceae.